Molecule: messenger RNA, 591 nt
Organism: Symbiodinium natans
Lineage: Eukaryota; Dinophyceae; Suessiales; Symbiodiniaceae
Source: the annotation of a GenBank genome assembly
AUGCCCCGGAGGUUCCUGGAGCAAGUCGCCGGCCUCGAGAGAAACUUGAACAUCGACCAGUUUGGCAAGUGCCUAUUGCACUGCACUGGUAUGGAUUCCCUGGACGAGCUGCCACAGAAUCUGUUGCGCCAUGCGUUCGCAGUCGCUGACAAAGAUAAGAAUGGCUCCAUCUCGUUUCCGGAGUUUGUGACCUGGUUUUCUACGGUAGGAUUCAACACCAACGUCACCUUAUCAGCCAAAGAGCGCGCGUUUCGCGAGUUCUGCUCCGAAAACGAGCUUAGUCUUGUCGACAUGGACAGGUAUAAAAAGUACUUCGCAGAGUACGAUAUGGACGAGAGUGGCGAGAUCGACCAGGAAGAGUUCGAGGCUUUGAUCAGGAGAUGCGCGCGUGUGCCGCGGCACCUUGAGAUUCCAGCCACGCGCAUGAAGCAGCUUUGGACUCAAGCUGAUUCUGACCAGAGUGGCUCCAUAGACUUCGCCUCUUGGCUCAACAAGCCAGGUCAAGCAAGUUCUACCAGAUCAUGUUCUUCACGGAACCUGACUUGGCAUCGUCAAGAUAGGGCAUGUUUCCCUAUGCGCACGACAUGCUAG